CUUGUGCUGUGUCCCAGCGCCCUUGAGCCAGUUCCGAGGUCUCUAGUCCCCAUCCCCCCACCUCCCAGCCUGUGCAGGCCCCACCCCUGCUUCUCUGGCCAGCACCUCACAUCAGAGGCUAUCCUUGGGGAGGCUUCUGAGCUACAAGAGGGCUCCACGGAACACACGCAUGGACACUGAGCGCCUUCAGAAGGGAGCAUGGGGGCCGAGGAAGAAGCCGCCCCAUACCACGGUGCACAGGCUCCUGAGCUGGGGGCUGCCAGGCCCCUGCAGCCACUUCCUGGGGCGCCGGCCCGGCGAGUUUCCCGUCACCGCCUUCCUGCUGGGGGCAGGCACUGGGGGACUCCUGGCCAUAGGUCUCUUCGAGCUCUUGGUGAACCCCGUGAACAUCUACGAAGAGGAGAAGAUGGUGAUGCUGUACGGCUUGGUGGGUCUGGGAGCCAUGGGCUGGGGGACCUCCCCCCACAUCCGCUGUGCCAGUCUCCUGCUAGUACCUAAGAUGCUGGGCAGAGAGGGCAGGCUUUUUGUCCUGGGGUACGCCCUGGCUGCCAUCUACGAGGGGCCAGUGGCCAAUCUGCGGCACAACCUCAAUGAAGUGGUAGCGUCGCUGGGCUGCACCGUGGAGCUGCAGAUCAACAACACGCGCUCGGCCUGGCGCGUCUCCACUGCCCCCCUGCGGGCCGUGUUCAAGGACCUGCUGAGCAGUAAAAAUGCACUGGAAGCGGAGGCUCACAACAUCUCCAGCUCCUUCGAGGAGCUGGACGCCCAGGUGACCGGUGAGGCCGGCUAUGCCGCCGAGGAUGCUGGGGACUCCGAGGACACGGCCCUAGGCGUAGGGGCCCGCGCAGCCCUGGGCUCCAGACUCCACCUCUCCACCCAGAAGAUGUAUGAGCUGAAGACGAAGCUGCGCUGCUCCCACAUAGUGAACAAGGCCAUAGUGAGCUGCCGGCGCUGGUUUGCCCAGAAGCACCAACAGUGCAUGCAGCGCAUCCAGGUCCCACUCCUCAACCACCUGCUCUGCCUGCCUAUGAAGUUCAAGUUCUUCUGCAGCAUUGCCAAGGUGAUGGAGGUGUGGUGCCGCCGUCGCAUCCCAGUGGAAGGCAACUUCGGGCAGACCUACGACUCCCUCAACCAGUCUAUUCGUGGGCUGGACGGGGAAUUCUCAGCUCACAUUGACAUCAAGGAAGAGAGGCAGAGCGCGGUGCUGGGCCUCAACACCAGCUGGGAGCACGUGAGUGCCGAGGUGCGGGACUACGUGGAGCGCCAGGAGGCCCAGCUGGAGUGGGCCCUGGGGCUGCUGCACACGCUGUUCUCCUGCGCCUUCCUGCUGGUCCUGCACUCUGCCCGAGAUGCCCCUGCUCUGCCUGCCCCUGUCCGAGGGGCCCAGAGUGGCCGCCAGCGAGCGGGGGGACGAAGCUCCUUCUCCUACACGGACAGUUACGAGCAGGACAUCCGUUUCGACAACAUCUACAUCAGCACCUACUUCUGCCAGAUCGACGAACGCAGGAAGAAGCUGGGCAAGCGGACUCUGCUGCCACUCCGCAAGGCCGAGGAGAAAACCGUCAUCUUCCCCUGCAAGCCCACCGUCCAGAGCUCCGAGAUGAAAAACGUGGUGAGGGAGCUCCUGGAGACGCUGCCUGUCCUGCUGCUGCUGCUCCUGCUCUUUGGGCUGGACUGGGCCCUCUACUCCAUCUUCGACACCAUCCGCCAGCACUCCUUCCUGCAGUACUCCUUCCGCAGCAGUCACAAACUGGAGGUGAAGGUCGGGGGAGACUCCAUGCUGGCCCGGCUGCUUCGGAAAACCAUUGGGGCCCUGAACACCUCUUCGGAGCUGGCGGUGGAAUCAAACAACAUGCCCUGCCUGCCGCAGCCCGUGUGCCUGGACGCCAGGGCUUACUGGAGAGCCGCACUCCCCACUGGCCUGCUGGCCUGCCUCUGCCUGGCCCAGGCCUUCGCCUACCGGCUGCGAAGGGUCAUCGCCGCCUUCUACUUCCCCAAGCGAGAGAAGAAACGGGUGCUGUUCUUCUACAAUGAGCUAUUGAGGAAGAGAGCAGCCUUCACCAAGCUAAGGCGGGCUGCCAUCGUGAGGCGGGCACAGCAGCAGAGGGCUCCGCGCCACCACCUUGUGGACCUCCUGCACCGCCGCUGCCCGCCACUGCGCCGCUGGCUGCGCCGGCGCUGCGUGGUGUGCCAGGCGCCCGAGACGCCCGAGUCCUACGUGUGCCCGACGCCGGCCUGCGAGGCUGUGUACUGUCGGACGUGCUGGGACGACAUGCGGCAGUGCUGCCCGGCCUGCACGCCCCCCGAGGAGCUCUCCUCCUCCGCCUACAGCGACAGCAACGACGACACCGCCUACGCGGAGUGAAGGGCGUCUGGCUCCGCUCCGUUCCAUUAAACGCCUUGCACGCGC
Molecule: messenger RNA, 2410 nt
Organism: Oryctolagus cuniculus (rabbit)
Lineage: Eukaryota; Metazoa; Chordata; Mammalia; Lagomorpha; Leporidae
Source: RefSeq, a predicted model, not a curated record